Molecule: messenger RNA, 708 nt
Organism: Trichophyton benhamiae CBS 112371
Lineage: Eukaryota; Fungi; Ascomycota; Eurotiomycetes; Onygenales; Arthrodermataceae
Exons: 3
Coding region: 1-708 (235 amino acids)
Biological process (GO): phosphatidylcholine biosynthetic process
Molecular function (GO): S-adenosylmethionine-dependent methyltransferase activity
Source: RefSeq, a predicted model, not a curated record
AUGUCCCUAUCACAAUACAUUGACCUCUCGCAGCCGAGCCUGGUCUUGUCGGCCGUUACAAUUGCAUUCAACCCGCUCUUCUGGAACAACCAUCCUGACAUCCUCUCCCAUGCUGGACAUUUAGAAUACAACAACCACUUCUUGACCAAGCUGUUUAGUGGUAACAAGUACAAUGGGUGCUACUUCCUGGCUGUUACCAUCUUCUCGCUAGGCAUAAUCCGCGACCAUCUGUACAACGACGCUCUCAAGCACCAGCCCUACUUUGCACCUGUCCACCAGCAGUACCUGGCCUACGGCCUUUUCGCUACGGGGAAUGUACUCGUUCUAUCUAGUAUGUGGGCACUCGGGAUCACAGGAACUUACCUCGGAGACUACUUUGGAAUCCUUAUGGAUGCUCCCGUGACGGGCUUUCCGUUCAAUAUCACCAGUGCUCCUAUGUACUGGGGCAGCACCAUGAGUUUCCUGGCUGUGGCCUUGUACCAUGGAAAGCCUGCUGGUCUCCUACUCACUGCCGAGGUCUUCAUCUGCUACAAGAUCGCCUGUCUAUGGGAAGAGUACGUUUCGAAACUGCUCUUCAUGUAUCUCUGUAUCCUUUUCCUUCUCGUCUUAUAUGCUAACUACCGCCUCUGCAGACCCUUCACAGAAGAGAUCUAUAGCAAGCGUGAUAGGGAGAGAUCCGCUGCAAAGAAGGCCGGGAAGGCUGCUUAG